Molecule: messenger RNA, 3378 nt
Organism: Plasmodium inui San Antonio 1
Lineage: Eukaryota; Apicomplexa; Aconoidasida; Haemosporida; Plasmodiidae
Exons: 5
Coding region: 1-3378 (1125 amino acids)
Molecular function (GO): phosphatidate phosphatase activity
Source: RefSeq, a predicted model, not a curated record
AUGAAUGGAAGGUGGGGAAAAAUAGUGAGCAGCGUGUCCAACGCGCUGGACUUUAACCAAGCCACCCUCAGCGGGUGCAUCGAUAUCAUCUGCAUAGAGUCCGAAAUUGAGAGCAAGCACAAAGGAGAAAACAAAAUAAUCGUCACGUACAAGUCGACUCCCUUCCAUGUGAGAUUUGGCAAGACAAAACUGUUAAGGUCAAAGGAGAAGAUAGUUAGCAUUUUAGUCAAUGGGAAGAGCACAAAUUUACAUAUGAAGUUAGGCAGCGCAGGGGAAGCUUACUUUGUUGAGAAGACAUAUGAUGAUGUCGAAGAAGAAUUAGAAACCUCCCCUCUGUCAUCCCCUCGCCAUGAGUAUAAUGAUUUAUAUUUAGAUCAACACAUCGACAGUUGCAGCAUUAACGAUUCGCUGAACAAUUUCAAGAGCGAUGACGAUUCGGAUAAGUCCUUCUUUCGCAACAUUGCCGUCGAUAGACGCAAGUCGGUGGAUAGGAACUACAAAAUGGAUCAAGGCAAGGGGAGGAAGCAGAGCAAUAAUCAGGACAAGGAAAGAGACCAUACCACGCGCGAUCAGCACGAUCACAGCAACCACCACCACCGUGGCUCCGUCCAAAGAGACAAUCUGAAGAAGAAAAAAAAAAACAGAACCCCCCACCGGCACAACAGGGUAAUAGCUGAAGACUACGAUCACCAUGCCAAUAAGCGAAAAACGGAGGACGAUGAUCCAAAUGUCAAUUCGGAAUGGUCCUGGUCAUGGGGAAGACUACCCCAUUUGAAAAAUCAGGAUUACGCCUCAGAUAACUGUACAGCCAUAUCGUCCAACAACAAAAAUGAAAAAAAGGAGAAACGAAAAAAAUUUUAUAAUAAAAGCGAAUCAGUCCAUGACUACUCCUCAUCGAGGGAACACCUCACGUGUGUACGCAGAAGAAACCUGAGCGAAUCGAAUGUUAGAAAGUGCCUCAACAAAGACAGAGAAACAAAGAGCUUCCCCCGUGACGGCAAAAGGAAGCAUAUAAAAAGAUAUAGGGAUAGUCACUUAGACCAUGUGAAGAAGGAAGUGCCCAGAAAACUCAGCAACAAAAAUGAUGCGGAUGGCUCCAAGCAAGGUCCCAAGUGCUACCACAAGGGAAGCCACUCCGCUAAGACGGUUGCCAAGGAGCCCACCACCCUCCACGAGGGUGUCGGCAAUAACAGUAGCAGUGGCAACAAUAAUAACAACGCUAACAAUGCCAAUACCAGAAACUGGGGCAAAUCUGAGCAUGUCGAGAAGAGGAGGCCAAGCCAGGGGGAGGGACUCCCCAGCAGGCGGGACGUCGCUGAUGAUAACAGGCACAGCGAAGGAGGAAAUCAGCAAGGAAGUCAACUUGGAAGCCAACGAGGGAGUGACGUGAAUGGGGAUCCCACCAAAAUGGAUCUAAAGAAGUCAGAGGAUGAAUCGAAGAACGCACAAUCGAAACAGAACGAUAAGGAGAAUGCGGAAACGAGGGGAGAUUAUCACUCCUUGGGGAUGGGAGUCAAUGAGAAGGAACUCGAAAGGGGGAAACAAAGGAUGAUAGAGAAGUUGAAACGUAAAGCGAGGGAGCGGGCUAGGGACAAGGCGGAAGGAUGUAGGGCACGGACAGGAGCCGAGACGGAGGCAGGCAGAGAAGCAGACAGAGGAGUAGACAAAGAAGCAGACAGAGAAGCAGACAGAGAAGCAGACAGAGAAGCAAACAGAGAAACCAAACGGGGCUCGGAAAAGUGGGCCAAGGCGGAGGAGUACCACAGGGAGCGGGCAAAAACAAAAGGCAAGUUCAAGCCACACCAUGAGCAUCAUUCCUCAGACGAAGACGCAGAGAUGAAUUCAAACGAUGAUGAUAACCAAAUAAGCUACUCCAAGGACGAACCGGACAGUACCUUUGACGACGACAUCCAAAACAGAAUUGAAUGUAGCUUGUGUGGACAUCUACUACUCAACCAAAAUGCAGAUAACGAACACAAUGAUUACAACAUAGAAAUUCACAACAAAAAUAUUUUUGAAGCCAAUAUAGUUACAUAUGAUCAGAUAGACAAGAAUUCCAACUUAUGGUACCAUCCAUCACUUGUCUUUCGAUUUGAUAAAAAGGACCCUUACUAUCCCUCAAGGGUUGCCUUACCCCUUCUAGCCUCCUGGGUCGUAUUCAACCAACCUCUGUCCAUUUUGGCUGUUGAGAAAUUACUAAACUCGUCUCUAACUUUGGUCGAAAUAAAGGACAAGGGAUGGAGAAACUGGUUCGGAGUAUCCAGUGUAGAAUAUGACAACACCGUCAAUAGGAAAAGUAUGGGGAAGGAUUCCAAAGCGUCCAACCAAAUUGAAGACAAAAAAAAAGAAGGGAGAAAAAGUACCAUCAAAACACCCCCCGUCGCAGGUGCUACCACCACCACGAUCAGUAACAAUAACAAUCACAUCAGUAACAGUAAUGCAAAUAAUCAUGAGGAAAGCGAAAUCGCAACUCUCAAAGAGCACGAUGCGAAGAGAAGCAUACAACAUUCGUUACAUAAUCCAAGUGAAGUCAGCAGGAGGAGCACAAAACAUGGAGAUGAAAAAAUAAAAAUAAGGUACCGGAAAUCAUUGAGACCGACCUCAGAGCAACUACAAUCAUUGAAUUUAAAGGAAGGAGCAAACACCAUAACCUUCCUGGUUACCUCCUCCCUGCAAGGAACCAAAAGUAUUAAUGGAACCAUAUACCUAUGGAAGAAAAAUGCCAAAAUUGUCAUCUCAGAUGUCGAUGGAACUAUUACUAGGUCCAAUGUACUUGGACAUAUAAUGCCGAUUGUUGGCAAAGACUGGUCUCAUGUUGGCGUUUCUCAAUUAUUUAACAAAAUUCAUAAUAAUGGGUACCACAUUUUGUACCUUACUGCUAGGGCUAUCGGUCAGGCCGACUCCACGAGGGAGUAUCUAUUCAGAUUCAAAAGAAAUGACAAUAAUAAGCUCCCCGAUGGACCCUUAAUUUUAAGUCCAGAUAGACUCUUCCCCUCUUUCAAAAGAGAAGUUAUUGACAAAAAACCGUACAUUUUUAAAAUCGCUGCGUUGAGAGAUAUACGAAAUCUCUUCCCGCUGAAUCAUAAUCCCUUUUACGCUGCCUUUGGGAACACUGAGAGUGACCAUCGAGCGUACAUAUCUGUAGGCGUCCCGGAGGCGAAAGUGUUCAUCAUAGACAAUCGGGGAAUCGUGCACCACGUCAACUCGACCUACGCCAAAACCUACGAAACCAUGAGCGAAAUAACCGAGCACAUGUUCCCGUCCAUCAAAAAUGACAAAAAGAGAGAAGAUGACGACCAAUACAAUUCCUUUCAGUACUGGAAGAUCAACAGCCUCACUUACUACGAAAAGUACAUGAACGUCAGCGACAGCAGUUGA